AUGUCCGCUAACAGCACACUUUUCUCCCGGGCUGUGUCCCCCGCCUCUGCCGUAUACGUGCAGGGCAUAUCCGCCACGCUCGGCCAACCAGCCGGGCCUGGUGCGAUGGAGGUGGACGACGUCCACCCCCAAAACUCCCUAGCGCCUCUCGGAGAACGAGAGGCGGCGGCUCGUCACGCGGUGCUAUACUGUGCGACGACCGUGGAGGAAGUGAUAAACGCCAUCCCCGGCGUCUAUCGCUCCGUCCUUCGUGGACCUCUCCUUGAGGUUGCCAGCCUCGAGGAGAAGUACCAGGCCAACUUGGCCAAACGUGAGCGUUGGGACACGCUCAAGAAGGACGGUAAGUUCCCUCCGCACAUCGCAGGUCUGAAGGUGGCAACCUAUCAGGCCUCGAAGGAGUUCGCUGCUGCCAUCAUGCAGCAACCUGUGCCGCCCGAAGGACAUGUUCCUAAGGCGGGGGAUGAGGAGCGGUACAACGCCCUCAAACUCAUCGAUCGCCGCCACCACGCUUUCAAGGUGGAGGAGUUCGAUGCACAGCUUCGGAUCGUUGGCGACGAACUGAAGUUCCAAGCGGAGGCGCUUAGCGCCCAAGGACUCUUCGACAAGCUCUCUCCGCUCGUCAAGAGGCACUGGACCGAGGUCAUCGAAAAGGCCUCGCAGUCCCCUGUUUUCACGUCCAAUGAACAGGGGGCGAUAGUGCAAACCUGGACGCUCAACCCGGUCGCGAAGAAGAUCUACGAAGACGUUCUCCACGACCUCACCGUGUACGCUCACCGUAUCCGCAUCCUCGUCCAGACGCGGUCCUCUCUCAAGGCAGAGAAGGAAAAGAAGAAAAAGGAGCUACACAAGCGGGUCGACGCCAUGCACGUCGACGGCGAUGGGACCAAGGCAGUGCAGGACGCUGUCAAGUCGAUUUCACCCUCCGCCUCCGUACAGUCGAUGAUCGACUCUCGGUUUUCCGCCCUCCAAAAGAAGAUCGACAAGCGCCUUGCUAACUCACAAGGAUCCGGAUCCUCCUCGAAGAAGGGCAAGGCGCCCAACAAGAAGUCUGGCCUCCCCGUCCAAGACGGGAAGCGAGUCGUUCCCCUGCCGUCCCGUCAAGCUCGCGUGGACGUCGUCAAGAACGCCGCCAAGAGGCAGAAGAAGAGCGCUCGUAUGAGUACGGGCGGUCGACCUCCGAAGGGGAAAGGGAAAGGCAAAGGCAAAAAGAAUUAG
Messenger RNA from Gloeophyllum trabeum ATCC 11539, 1215 nucleotides. RefSeq lists its product as uncharacterized. NCBI's taxonomy places the organism in Eukaryota, Fungi, Basidiomycota, Agaricomycetes, Gloeophyllales, Gloeophyllaceae. Bases 1 to 1215 code for a protein of 404 amino acids. The record is from RefSeq and is a predicted model, not a curated record. The transcript has 2 exons.